AUGUUGGGUAUUGAAUCUGAAGAAACUUCGCAAACUGAUAAUUCGCUAGAAGUUGAUGAAUUAUUAGAAGACAAUCUUCAAACUGAAGAUUCCCAAGCCAAUUCAAAAAAAUAUAAGCGCCGUCGUAAAACAAAUAAAAAAUCUGCAUCAUGCUGGAAAUAUUUUAAAAUAGAAAAGAAUUGUGGAAAAAAAUUUAAAUAUCUUCCCGGAUGGUCAACGACCAACAUGAAUUCGUAUCUUGCAGACAAACAUGAUAUAGCAGAAUUUCAAAAAAACCAGAAUAAUACAAAAGGUUUCCAGCAAACUAUCACUACUAUGCUACAACGUGUUGUCCCUCACAAAGGAACUAAAAAACUUAAUAUUUGUCGCACUGUUGCGGAAUGGCUUGUGAUUGAUAAUCGACUAUUUGAAGUUAUUAGCGUAGAAGGGUUUCGUAGAUUUAUGUUGCAAAUAGAUCCUGCCUUUC
Racocetra persica is the source of this 466-nucleotide messenger RNA. The record is from the annotation of a GenBank genome assembly. NCBI's taxonomy places the organism in Eukaryota, Fungi, Glomeromycota, Glomeromycetes, Diversisporales, Gigasporaceae.